UUGAGAAAGAAAGAAUUCAAUAUCAGUGGUUAGAAUUGAUGAGAUUACAGUACAGUAGUUUUUUAAUUGGAUUGCAUCAUAAAUUCUUAGAAUGACCGCAAAAUGUGGACAUAUUGUGGUUUGUGUUCUGGUUCUGAUCAUCACGAUAUCUAGUGUGCAGUGUUAUGUGCGUGGAUAUUCGGCCAGAAAUUUACCGGGAUAUUCGUUUGCAAAAUUUAUGGGACCGGUUAGUGGAGCCGAACAAAAAGUCGCCUACUAUGAUGAUGGCAUGUAUAAAGGGCAUGACUAUGUUGCAAAACCCGAUUAUCAUUUUGAGUAUGGUGUCGAAGAUCCGAAUUCAAAAGUUCAUCAAAGUCGACAAGAGACACGACAUGGUGACACCGUUCAGGGUGAAUACAGUGUUUUAGAUCCGGAUGGGAAAUUUCGAACGGUUAAAUAUACCGCGGAUAAAAAAAAUGGAUUUCAUGCAUCGAUCAUAACCGAUGGUCAUGUUGUACAUCAUCCACAAGACCCAGUUAAACCAAUUCAUCAAGAUCCAGUGCAUCAUGUUCACCAUGCACCGCCGCAAGAACCACCACAACAUACCGGCGGCGGCGGUGGUGGUGGCGAAGAAUAUGAUUACGAAGGAGAUGAAGAGAGUGACGACGAAGGCGGUGAUGAAAGUGGUGACGAAGAGGAAUACAUUGAUAGCGGAGGUGAAGGUGAAGAAGAUGGAGACGGCGAAGAGGACGAAUACUACUGAUAAUCGAUACAUAUUUA
Messenger RNA from Contarinia nasturtii (swede midge), 759 nucleotides. Its product is annotated as larval cuticle protein A3A. The record is from RefSeq and is a predicted model, not a curated record. The coding region runs from base 92 to 742 and encodes 216 amino acids. Gene Ontology annotation, cellular component: extracellular matrix. Lineage: Eukaryota; Metazoa; Arthropoda; Insecta; Diptera; Cecidomyiidae. The transcript is spliced from 4 exons.